UAUAAGUAUUUAGUGUGUUAAAAUUUACGUUGGUUAAUAAGAUGAGCUGAUGGCAGCCUAUGUGCAUGUCACCAACAUUCUAAACAAAUUCUGAUUAUAGGAGUCACCAUACACGUGAUUGACGAUAUCAUUGAACCGUGCUGUGGCCGUAGUAAAACAUAUGUGUUUUGCUUAUUGAAUUUCUUGCAGAUAUUUGUUUCACACCUAUGAAAUUUCGUUAUUUCAGGGUGCAUGUUAUAACUUCAGAAGAAUGAGUGUUUUCACAAUAAAAGUAAAUUCUGUAACUGGCAAAUCAGAGUGGGAACUUCAAAAUGAAGAUUAUGAUUAUCAUCAAGAAAUAGCACGUUCAGCAUUUGCUGACAUGUUACAUGAUACAGAAAGGAAUCAAAAGUACUAUCUUGGAGUGAAACUAGCAAUAGAAAAGAUCCAUAGUAUGGGGAAGAAGGCCCAUGUGUUGGACAUAGGAACUGGUACAGGACUGUUGUCCUUGAUGGCAGCAAAGAGUGGAGCUGACACUGUUGUUGCUUGUGAGGCAUUUCAACCAAUGGCAGAAUGUGCUAGGAAAAUCAUUAGUGACAAUGGUUUAGAAGGAAAGAUACGUGUAAUUCCAAAACGUUCAACUGAUAUGACCGUUGGUACUGAUGGUGACAUGGAACAUCGUGCAAAUGUUCUAGUGACUGAAGUCUUUGAUACUGAACUAAUUGGUGAAGGAGCCAUUGCAACUUUCAGGCAUGCACAUGAAGAACUUUUAGAGAAAGAUUGCAUUGUAGUUCCAUCAUCAGCAACUGUGUAUGUUCAAGUUGUUGGAAGUCAGUUAGCUCAGAACUGGAAUAAGUUGCAGCCUAUUUCUGAUGUUGAUGGAAGCACUGUAUUGCUGGAUACUCCAGUGAUGAUACAGCAGUGCUCAGGUGCAGCAGCUGUCCAUGAUAUCCAGCUAAGUCAGUUUCCAAGGGACCAGUUCUAUUCUGUCAUUCCUCCAGUACCAGUUUUCAGGUUUGAUUGGUCUGGAAAAGUACCCCUUUUGAAAGAGAGGUCAAAUGUGUUGGACUUGGUCUCUUCUGAUGAUGGUGUGGCACAGGUGGUAUUUAUGUGGUGGGACCUUGUGAUGGAUCUGAAUGGGGAAGUUAUUCUCAGUUGUGCUCCUGUAUGGGCACACCCCCUGACUGAGAAUGGACAUGUUCUUCCUUGGAGAGAUCACUGGAUGCAGGCAGUAUAUUAUCUGCCAAAAGAAAUACCUGUUCGGAAACGAGAUGAAUUAGUAUUAGUGAGUCACCAUGAUGAAUACUCAUUUUGGUUCCAUCUCUUCAACAACAAUGACUGGUGUGGGGACCAGCUUUAUAAGCGUCCUGUAUGUGACUGUGGAUUGCACAUUGCAUUUGGACGUACACGUAUUGGUGCCAUAAAUGAUGCAGACCGAAACUAUAAAUAUGUAUCUGCUCUACGUGAAUAUGUGACAUCGGACAGUAUAUGCCUUUGCUUGAGUGAUGGUUCCUUGUUAGGUCCCCUUGCUGCACAGCUUGGUGCGAAGAGAGUGUACUGUAUAGAUGGCAACACCUUAACACGACACGUAAUUCAGGAUUACAUCAAGCACAAUAAUCUUCAAGAUAAAGUGGUGGUUCUGAGCAGUGUCCGUGAUCUUGUGGCCCUUGUGGAAACACAUGAUAAGAUUACAUUGGUUUUUGGGGAACCUCAUUUUGUUACUACAUUGCUGCCAUGGCAAAAUAUUUACUUCUGGUAUCUGAAGAAUGAAGUUUCCCAGUUCUUAUCUCCAUCUGCAGCAACUUUACCUGUAGGUGCAACAGUGUGGGCAAUGGCUCUGCAGUUCAGUGACCUCUGGAAGAUUCGUGCACCACUUCAUUCAGUGGAGGGGUUCAAAAUGACAGAAUUUGAUAAACUGAUUGAGAAUUCAAGUUCCAUCUCAGAUAGCCCAAUUGAAGCACAGCCGUUAUGGGAGUAUCAUUGUGAAGCGCUGACUCAACCUUUCUGCGUGAUGGAUUUCAAUUUCACAAAAAACAUUGAAGAUACUGUGGAGACAGAAGGAAAGGUUAACUGUGAAGGAUGUGGAACAUGUCAUGGUAUUGCCCUAUGGGUGGAUUGGGAUUUGGAUGGUAACCUAAAGCAUGCCAUUUCAACAGGACCAAGACAAACUGUACAGAUAAAUAAAAAGGUUGCAUGGGACAUGCACACCAGACAAGGUGUGUACUUCUUUCAAACACAUAAAUUGGUAGAUACAGCCAGCAACUUCUACUACAAAGUGCAGUUCAGGCCACUGGAAGGUCACGUUCACUUCCAUUUUGAUAUUAAACCUUUACUUAAUAAAGUAUUCAGUUCCAAAAUUUAAUUUGACUCACAUAUGAUUUUCAUUCACCAAAGAAUAUUAAGAAGUUGCUAAUACCUCAUAUGUAUCAAUACAGUAUUUUGUUUCAUACAUUUGUACUUGCAGAAUACAAUAUGUAUAGUCUGUAUCUGCAAGUAUUUAUAGAUUUCUGGUGGUUAUAAAUGUUCAAAUGUCUUAUGGUGGGAAGUGCCUCUUUGUUCAUUGAUCCAUCCAUUGACACGUAUAUUUUUUCCUAUUACCUGAGAUGGUAUAUUUGCUGAAAUAUGAAGAAAUAUAAAUAAUUUACCCAUAAAAUUUACCUUCUGAAAUGCCUGUAGCUUCAGCACUUCCAGUGAAAAUAAAAUGUACGUAUUUCUUGGAAUUUCUUAGGCUUAUAAGGUAACCAUAAUGUCUGUGUAUGUCCCUCACUGUCUUGAACUUGUGAACCAUCUGAUAGUCAUGAAAUUUGGUAUGAAUGUUAGGCCGCUUGAGACUAUUCCAACCUUGUGUUUUAAUUUCCAAGAAUCAAUAAUAAGAUGACAAAUGCAUAAACUUGUGAGGUUGGAACAACACUAAUACAGGUUUCUGAAAUGGAUGUGGUAACAGAUCCUCAAAAAACAUGCAAAUUUUGUUUGUGAUUUUUUUGUGCACAAUUUAAAAUGCAGAAUUUUUAUCUAGUUUUAAGUUUAACAGCAAUAACUGAUGGACCACUGGAACUAGGAUUAUGCAUUUUGCAUGAAAACAGAAUAAAGUUAUUCCUACAAAUGAUAUAUAAACUAUUGUUUUUAAGUAAACUUAUACAAACAUUGUUAUGGCAUGAAACUAUAAGGUUAUAACUGACAAAUUUAAUGCAGCUGUAUUAAGUCUUUUCAAUAAUAAUAAUGAUGAAGAGUCACUCAUGCAGGAGCUUCUACAGAUUCAACCAUUUUCUCCCUGAUUCAGAUUACCAUCAGUGUUGUACAUGACAGACCAAUAACUUCUGCUUCACUUCUUAAGUUUUUUCAGAACAUAUUCUGCUACAUGCAGGAUUCCCCACUGUGCACUGGCUAUAUGAAGGUUGGAACUACUGAUUUUAUUCUUGUUCACAUGUGUGUUAUGCAGUUCAGCCACCUGGUGUGAUAAAAAGUUGGUAUGAAUACAUGUUUCUAAGGUUUUCUCAUUUAUUUUAAAAUAUUAAGCUUGUUUUAAGUUAUACAACUUCUAAUUCUUUGAUAGACAUUAUUACUGUAUCUGAAAUAAAUUCUAUAUGAAUUAAGAGAAUAAUCAAUUUCAAGAAACUUGAAAAGAAGAGGCUAUUUCAAAGACCUAAUCAUAGAUGAGAGGAUAAUUAUUCCAAUAAAAAUCAGUCUAGAUGCUUUCUUUGCAGAUGCCAAUUUUUUUUACUGAAAAUCCUUGACUGCAUAACUGAAAUGACAGUAAUUGGCAGAAUGCUCUGAUUACACUCACCUUCAAAAAAAUUAAACUAAACUUCUUCAAUAAUAAUUUUUUCCAUUAUAUUUUCAAAAAUUUUACUAAAUUUUCCCCAUCAUAAAAUUAAAACUGAGUCUUAAUCAGCUUUUAAUAGACCUCAGAACACAAAAACUGCUCUUUCUCCAUAUAUGGCCAUGUUAUGAUUCUGGAUUUGAGUUAAUAGUGAAUAAUGAUUUUCAAAUGCAAAUAAAUGGUUUAGUUCGA
This is a messenger RNA of Zootermopsis nevadensis, 3991 nucleotides long. RefSeq names its product arginine methyltransferase 7 (gene Art7). NCBI's taxonomy places the organism in Eukaryota, Metazoa, Arthropoda, Insecta, Blattodea, Termopsidae. The record is from RefSeq and is a predicted model, not a curated record. Gene Ontology annotation, biological process: peptidyl-arginine methylation, to asymmetrical-dimethyl arginine; chromatin remodeling. Gene Ontology annotation, molecular function: protein-arginine N-methyltransferase activity; histone methyltransferase activity.